CUCACUGUGAAGCUAGUUUACCUCAGAGAGAAGGCUAUGGUUGAAAAUGAUCUCAUUCGUAAAGUGGAAAUACUGACUUCUCAGCUGGAUUUCGUGAACACAAACUGGAGUCCAGAUUUUGUGAACACAAACUUGAGGAGUCCAGAUGUUGAAACCAUCAGAAGACAUGCAGUGGAUGUGACUCUAGACCCUGAUACUGCAUCUCCCUGGGUCACCCUCUCUGAGGACAGGAAACAAGUGAGACAUGGAGACACACGACAGAAUGUCCCUGACAACCCAGAGAGGUUUGAUAAUACUGCCUGUGUCCUGGGAAAGGAGGGCUUCUCAUCAGGGAGUAUCUACUAUGAGGUGCAGGUGAAGGGGAAGACUUGGUGGAAGUUAGGAGUGGUCAGAGAGUCCAUCAACAAGAAGGGGAGGAUCACACUGAGUCCUGAUGAUGGAUACUGGACUGUAUGGCUGUGGAAUGGAGAGUACAAAGCUGCUACUACCCCCCAUGUCACCCUCUCCCUGAGAGAGAAGCCCCAGAAGGUGGGGGUGUUUGUGGAUUAUGAGAAGGGACAGGUCUCCUUCUACAAUGUGGAGGACAGGUGUCAUAUCUACUCUUUCACUGACUGUACCUUCACUGAGAAACUCUAUCCAUACUUCAACCCUGGUGGUUCAGAUAGUAUUUCACUGGUCAUCUGUCCUGUAGAUGUCACUGACUGACUGUUUUAAAACAAACAAGGCAGGUAUAAACAGUUAGUAAAAGCAUGCAAUAGGAGAGAGUUCAUGUACAUGAGUUCUCAGAUUUCCUGUCAAUCUUUUGUUUAUUGGAUAGGACAGAGAAGUAAAGAGUAAAGGUAGGAAUGCUGAAAGAGCAAUGGGUUGGACCUGAACCCAUUCUGGUACUGGACCACCCCAAACCACUGAUUUCUUUGUUUAGGCCAGGCACCACAGGCUUAUAUGGAUUUUUUUCUUCUUUACUCUCAUUAGACUGAAACUUUGCCAGUUGAAAGUAUACAUAAAUACCAUAUAUUAUUGUAUUACAAGCUUUAUUUAUUUUAAAUUUUAAAUAUGCAAAUUAGUCAAACCGUUCUUAAAUAUGCGCUAACUUGCAU
Molecule: messenger RNA, 1097 nt
Organism: Salvelinus sp. IW2-2015
Lineage: Eukaryota; Metazoa; Chordata; Actinopteri; Salmoniformes; Salmonidae
Source: RefSeq, a predicted model, not a curated record